UUCUGUCACUUUUCAUUCGCAUUUUACCAAGCAAAGCAGCAUGUUUUGGUCAACAGUGCUUCGAUAGCGGAGGAAAUUUUUUGGAAUAUUUCUUUAAUAUAUUUAGUUUCAUCUUGUGCUUAGGAACUCAAUUGGAUGUAAAAUGAAAAACCUACCCAAACUUACCAAUCUGCAGCCUCAAUUCAGCAGAAUUCCUGCCAAACAAAAUGAGAUUCUGGCCAAUCUCGGAACACCCCACGUUGAUUCCUUUAAUUAUAUGCUAGAGGAAGGUAUUGGCGAUGUGAUAAGAAAUCUAGAUCCGGUAGAGUUUGAACUCCCGAACAAAAGUCGUAUCAGUUUGCGCAUCAGCAGUUGUUCGAUAGCAAACCCAACGGUUCCACUGAAUCAAAUAAAUGUGAGGGAGAAAAGGAUCUUCCCUUCCGAGUGUCGACAGAAGAACGAAACGUACGCCGGAAUGUGUACCAUAGUAAUCGACUGGGACGUGGAUGGGCAGCCGAAACCUCCCAUAACGAAAGACAUUGGACACUUACCAGUUAUGCUGAGGUCUAAGGCGUGUAAUUUGGGAGGAUUGUCCCCUCAAGAACUGGUUGAACGAGGCGAACAUGAGGACGAAUGGGGUGGUCACUUUAUAGUAAGAGGACUGGAAAAAUUAAUUAGAAUGCUAAUCAUGACACGGAGGAAUUUUCCAAUUGCCUUGAACAGAAACUCUUGGAAGGAACGUGGAAAAGAGUUUAGCAGCACCGGUGUAUUAAUUCGAUGUGUAAGAACGGAUCAAACAUCUACGAAUAAUGUACUUCAUUAUCUGGUUAAUGGAUCGGCCAAAUUGAUGUUUUCCAUCAAAAGAUCGCUUUCGUUUGUUCCCCUCGUGAUGCUGUUGAAAGCAUUUUCGAAUUAUACCGAUAACGAGAUCUUCAAACGUUUGGCUGCAGGCUUCGAGAAUAAUCAAUAUUAUAAGCAUUGUAUACAAAAUAUGCUCCGGGAACUGCAUGAAGAGGGAAUCCACAAUCAAAUCGAGUGCAAAAAUUAUAUAGGAAAUGUUUUCCGCCAACGACUGUACAGUUUACCGUCCUGGUACACAAACGAGGAAGCAGCCGAUUAUUUACUCAAAACCUGUGUGCUCAUCCACCUGGAUAACGACUUGGAUAAGUUCAAUCUACUUGUUUUCAUGAUGCAAAAACUGUUUACCGCUGCACAGGGCGCUUGCAAGCCGGAAGGAGCUGACAGUGUAAUGAUGCAAGAACUGCUCCUUGGAGGCCAUCUCUACCAAAAAUUGUUACGAGAACAUUUGCAUACGUUUUUAAACAGUGUAAAGUUCAAUGUUUUGAAACUGUGCAAUGAUGCCGAUGCUCACAUCUCUCAAAACGAAAUGCUUAUGGCAUGCAAAAAUGCUGCAAACUUCGAUCGUUCCUUUAUCAAUUUUCUUUCAACGGGGAAUAUGCCAAAGGCCAGUGAAAUGGGUUUGAUGCAGGAUUCUGGAUUGGUUAUUGUGGCCGAGAAUAUCAAUCGUAUGCGUUAUAUGUCCCACUUUCGCGCUGUUCAUCGUGGCUCAUUUUUCGUUACGAUGCGAACCACAGAAGCUAGACAGUUACUGCCCGAUGCCUGGGGUUUCAUUUGCCCUGUUCACACGCCAGAUGGAACUCCUUGUGGUCUACUGAAUCACAUGACUUCCGAUUGUGUUGUGUCUAAAAGUGCAGAGCCCAAAAAGAUAGCAAACAUUGAAAGAUGCUUAAUCCGAUUCGGAAUGACGCCCAUCAACAGCAUUAAUUUUGACAGCCUUAACUUUGAGGACCGUUAUUCGGUUAUGCUGGAGGGAAGACUUAUCGGACAUAUUCCUAAAAAUAUUGCGUCAAAAGUGGUCCAGAAAUUACGUCUGCUGAAAAUCGAGGGUCAAGAAAUUCCGGAGGCAACCGAAAUAGCCAUGGUUCCAUCGAAAGAAGGCGGUCAAUAUCCUGGACUGUACAUCUUUGUUGGAGUAGCAAGAAUGAUGCGCCCUGUUCUAAAUUUGUAUGCCAAUAAAAUCGAGCUCAUUGGAACGUUCGAGCAAGUCUAUAUGGACAUUUGCAUUACUCAGGAGGAAGCCUAUCCAAAUGUGACGACCCACAUGGAACUAUCAAAAACGUCAUUCCUUAGCAACCUUGCGAAACUUAUCCCCAUGCCAGAUUGCAAUCAGUCACCACGAAAUAUGUACCAGUGUCAGAUGGGUAAACAGACUAUGGGGACGCCUUGCCACAAUUGGCAGCUGCAAUGUGUCGCCAAGUUCUAUCGUCUGCAAACCCCGGCAACGCCUCUGUUCAGACCAGUUCAUCACGAUAACAUUGAUCUGGACAACUAUGCCAUGGGCACCAACGCAGUCGUUGCGGUUGUUUCUUAUACAGGUUACGAUAUGGAGGAUGCUAUGAUCAUCAACAAAUCGGCAUUCGAGCGUGGUUUUGCACAUGGCAACAUCUACAAAAAUGAAUUCAUCGAACUCAAAGGGGAUAGUUUCUUCGCACGUGAUCCACGUGAUGACAACCUGAAACCUUUCUUGGAUAACGAUGGCCUUCCCUUCAAAAGUUCUAAACUCACGUUGAAGUCUCCCCUUUACUGCUAUUUCGAUACAAACGACCACAGCUACCAUGUGGUAAAAUUCCACGGCCACGAAGAUGCAUUCGUCGACAACGUGAAGCUUUGUGGGUCCACAUCAUCUACCGCGCCUAAACGGGCAGUAAUCACCUUCCGGAUAGUAAGGAAUCCCAACGUUGGUGACAAAUUUGCUUCUCGAGCCGGCCAGAAAGGUAUUUGCUCCCAAAAGUGGCCGGCCGUUGAUCUACCCUUCACCGAGUCGGGUAUGAUUCCGGAUAUCAUUUUCAACCCGCACGGUUUUCCGUCGCGAAUGACAAUUGCCAUGAUGAUCGAGACAAUGGCAGGGAAAACUGGUGCUUGCCACGGUCUGGUGCACGAUGCUACACCCUUCAGAUUUACCGAGAACAACACAGCCAUCGACUAUUUCGGACGGCUGUUGGAAGCUAGCGGGUACAAUUACUUCGGUACUGAGCGGAUGUACAGCGGCGUUGAUGGUCGAGAAAUGAAAGCUGAUAUAUUUUUUGGGAUAGUCCAUUACCAACGGUUGCGUCACAUGGUUUCGGAUAAGUGGCAAGUCCGAUCCACGGGGCCCUUGGAUCAGCUAACCCAUCAACCAAACAAGGGGCGAUCCCGCGGAGGAGGAGUGCGAUUUGGGGAGAUGGAACGCGAUGCUUUAAUAGCGCACGGGGCAUCAUUCUUGCUUCAGGACCGAUUGUUCCACGGAUCGGAUAAGAUUACUACUCUGGUUUGCAGAAGCUGCGGGACACUGCUUGGGCCAAUCAGUAGCAUUACGAAAAAGGUAGCUUCAAACACCACGGAGACACAACGCACGCCUGCGACGUGCAGGCUCUGUCGUAGCGAUAGAGAGAUUGGGUACGUCGAAAUACCGUACAUUUUUAAGUUUUUGGUGUCACAACUGACGGCAAUGAACAUCAAUGUUAAGCUGGACCUGGAAAUGCCAUUACUGUGAAAGGUAAUUAUAGAUUAUUUUUAUUUUCCUUAGGAUUGUUUCAAUAAAUGUUGAUGAAUUUAUAUUAAUUCAAACGACA
This is a messenger RNA of Armigeres subalbatus, 3611 nucleotides long. RefSeq names its product DNA-directed RNA polymerase I subunit RPA2 (gene RpI135). The coding region runs from base 143 to 3532 and encodes 1129 amino acids. Lineage: Eukaryota; Metazoa; Arthropoda; Insecta; Diptera; Culicidae. The transcript has 4 exons. The record is from RefSeq and is a predicted model, not a curated record. Gene Ontology annotation, cellular component: nucleus; RNA polymerase I complex. Gene Ontology annotation, molecular function: ribonucleoside binding; DNA binding. Gene Ontology annotation, biological process: DNA-templated transcription.